ACCAGUGUUGAGAAUCAACAGUGCCAGACGUAAGAAGAAGCAGAUUUAAUAAACAAUCUAGAAACAUUUAAUUUACAAUGCUAUUCUAUUCGUUCUUCAAAUCGCUGGUGGGCAAAGAAGUCGUGGUCGAGCUAAAAAAUGACCUCAGCAUUUGCGGCACGCUGCACUCUGUGGAUCAGUAUCUAAACAUUAAACUGACAGACAUCAGCGUCACAGAUCCCGACAAAUACCCGCACAUGUUGAGCGUCAAAAACUGCUUCAUCCGCGGCUCAGUGGUACGCUACGUCCAGUUGCCCGGCGACGAGGUGGACACACAGCUGCUGCAGGACGCAGCACGCAAAGAGGCAGUGGUUAGCACGAGAUAGAAUGAUACAGAAAGUCUGCGGUACGAAUUACAUAUAUGUUAAGCUGAGUUUCCAUGCCUAAGAAAGUCCCCCACUGCGCGAUGUACAUUGAGUUGUCUUUGUUUCUGACCUACAUCUAAGUGAAAAACUGUUAAAGAAAAAAGAAAAAAUAAGUCAAGAAAUUUAAUUGAAAAUAGAUUAUUUACUAA
This is a messenger RNA of Drosophila hydei, 553 nucleotides long. Its product is annotated as U6 snRNA-associated Sm-like protein LSm2. Bases 78 to 365 code for a protein of 95 amino acids. Gene Ontology annotation, molecular function: RNA binding. The record is from RefSeq and is a predicted model, not a curated record. Gene Ontology annotation, biological process: mRNA splicing, via spliceosome. NCBI's taxonomy places the organism in Eukaryota, Metazoa, Arthropoda, Insecta, Diptera, Drosophilidae. The transcript has 3 exons. Gene Ontology annotation, cellular component: U6 snRNP; Lsm1-7-Pat1 complex; U4/U6 x U5 tri-snRNP complex.